UCAAACUUUUUUUCCCCUCAAAAUUUCCCCCACACGACAACGAAAUUAAAACUCUUUAAAGAAAACACAAACCCCACAACAACUCCAUUCAUAGCUUUCUUCAUUUCUUUGUCUAAUCAAGAGGAAAAUAUGGUUAUAGCUGCAGAAACCAAUGGUACUCAUCACCGGAGACCCACUUUCGCUGCUUUCUUAAACACCGACGAAGAAGAACAGAUUCAUGGUGUUGAUGUCAUCGAUCCUACCAGCACCAGCGUCAAUAACCAACAACGUCAAAGCAAUGCUUCGAACACCAGCGGCGACUCGUCUCCAAACCAGGUCCCAUCUCCAUGGAAUCAGACUUACUCUCCAUACUACACGGACACAACAACAACGCCCACUAUGUCUCCAUCUCCGUGGAACCAGACUUACUCUCCGUAUUACAAGUCUCCUUGGAUCUACCAGACGACCCCAAACGUGGAUGAUGAUUCAGACAACGGUUUGAUCGGUACGAUCGUAAGGCAAGAAGGUCAUGUAUACUCGUUGGCUGCUUCAGGAGAUCUUCUAUUCACCGGAUCCGAUUCCAAGAACAUUCGGGUCUGGAAAGAUCUCAAGGACUUCGCCGGUUUUAAAUCAACCAGUGGUUCAGUUAAAGCGAUUGUGAUAACCGGAAAUAACCGGAUUUUUACCGGUCAUCAAGACGGUAAAAUCCGAAUUUGGAGAGGGUCUAAGAAAAGAACCGGAGUAUAUCCACGAAUCGGGAGCUUACCGAGUACGAAGCAGUUUCUGACCAAAUCCGUGAACCCGAAGAAUUAUGUCGAGGUACGUCGCCAUAAAAAUGUUUUGAAGAUACGACACUACGACGCCGUUUCGUGUCUAAGCUUGAACGAGGAGCUCGGUUUACUCUACUCCGGUUCGUGGGACAAGACUCUCAAAGUCUGGAGACUCUCCGACUCGAAAUGCCUAGAAUCGAUUCAAGCUCAUGACGACGCCGUCAACACCGUAGCCGCCGGGUUCGACGACUUGCUGUUCACCGGCUCCGCCGACGGAACUUUGAAAGUGUGGAAACGCGAGCUUCAAGGGAAAAGGACGAAGCAUUUCCUCGUAAACGUGUUGAUGAAGCAAGAGAACGCCGUGACGGCGUUAGCGGUUAACUUAACGGCGUGUGUUGUUUACUGUGGAACUUCUGACGGUUCCGUUAAUUUUUGGGAAGGGAAAAAUAAUCUUUCUCACGGCGGGAUUCUCCGCGGCCAUCGUAUGGCGGUGCUCUGCCUCGCCGCCGCCGGGAGUCUGGUACUGAGCGGCGGAGCGGAUAAGAACAUUUGCGUGUGGAGGAGGAACGGCGAUGGGAGUCACUCGUGUCUCUCGGUGUUGAUGGACCACGUGGGACCCGUCAAGUGUUUGACGGCGGUGGAAGAGGCGGAGAAAGAUAGCAACGGAAGAUGGAUAGUGUAUAGUGGAAGCUUGGAUAAAUCGGUGAAAGUGUGGCGCGUGACGGAGACUGCGCCUCCGGUGAUUGGCUGAGAUGCGCCGAGGAGGGGAAGAUAUUACGUGCAGUCUUAGCGCGUGGGAUGAGACUACGGAAAAAGAGAAUGUUCCGCCGGAUAUGUGGUCCCUGUCUUUGUGGUCAAGACAAGUUUUUAUGGCCGGCAAAAGGAAACAGAUCUUACGACCAAUAAAGGACGGCCACGUCAUGAAAGUAUCUAAAAGGUUUAGAAUGUUUUUUACUAUUUUAUUCGUUGCUUCAUUGUAAACUGCACAUAUUUGAAUUACGUUUGAUAAAGAAACAUAAAAGGUGGGAAUGAUUAUGCUAUGUUCAGAGA
Messenger RNA from Brassica oleracea var. oleracea, 1799 nucleotides. RefSeq names its product myosin heavy chain kinase C-like. The record is from RefSeq and is a predicted model, not a curated record. Gene Ontology annotation, molecular function: protein binding. NCBI's taxonomy places the organism in Eukaryota, Viridiplantae, Streptophyta, Magnoliopsida, Brassicales, Brassicaceae. The transcript has a single exon. Bases 130 to 1500 code for a protein of 456 amino acids.